Messenger RNA from Temnothorax curvispinosus, 909 nucleotides. RefSeq names its product geranylgeranyl pyrophosphate synthase-like. Gene Ontology annotation, molecular function: prenyltransferase activity. The annotation marks the transcript as partial. The record is from RefSeq and is a predicted model, not a curated record. NCBI's taxonomy places the organism in Eukaryota, Metazoa, Arthropoda, Insecta, Hymenoptera, Formicidae. The transcript has 5 exons. Gene Ontology annotation, biological process: isoprenoid biosynthetic process.
UUUAUACUAAAAUUUUAUAAAUUUUUUUUAAAUUGCUCUUUUAUUAGUUACGACGAUAUUCAGGAUAAAGCCAUUUUGCGAGAUGGCAUUCCCGUAACCCAUUCCGUUCAUGGGCUUUCCUGCACGAUAAGCGCCACCAAUUACGUGCAGCUGAUCGCUUUUGAAAAAGCUUUUGAAUUACAUCCCGUUGCAGCUAAAAUCUUAACUGAACAAUUACUGGAAUUUCACAGAGGCCAGGGAAUGGAUAUGUAUUGGAAGAAGAAUUUAGAUUUAGAGUGUCCAACUGACAACGAUUACCAGAUAAUGGCGGAAAGAAAGGCUGGUUGGCUGAUAAAAUUAAUGACAAAAUUAAUGAAACUAUUUUCCACGUGUGAAAUAGACUUAUCCUCGUUGCUAAAUUUAAUGGGGUAUUAUUAUCAGAUACAUAAUGAUUAUUCCAACUUGUGUAUUUGUAGGGAUAUGAACGAUCAAAGUUAUUGCGACGAUUUAACUGAAGGGAAGUUCAGCUUCCCUAUUAUACAUGCCCUUAAAUGCGGUAAUAGCCAGAAAAUAAUGGAUAUUCUAAAACAACGAAUUACCGAUACCAAUCUUAAAAAUAAUUGUGUGGACUUGUUGGAGGAACUUAGUUCUCUCAAAUACACGAGGGACACACUGGAAACACUGGACCAAAAAAUAAAAAGAGAAAUCGAACGUUUAGGAGGGAAUCCAGGUCUAGUAAAGAUGCUGGACGAAUUCAAGAACGAGGUGUUGUGCGGUACUGCUAAGGUUACAACUAAAUUAUAAAACGUCGAAUAUUUCGUGCAAAAAAUAAUGAAUAAUUUUCGUUUAAAAAAUUGUCCGGGCAAUCGUAUAUUUCGUUUUUACAAGAUACAUUAUACCACAGAAUAGAUUGUUAUGUAAAGUUGAACA